This is a messenger RNA of Salpingoeca rosetta, 3705 nucleotides long. RefSeq lists its product as uncharacterized. NCBI's taxonomy places the organism in Eukaryota, Choanoflagellata, Craspedida, Salpingoecidae. Gene Ontology annotation, cellular component: cytoskeleton. Bases 71 to 3487 code for a protein of 1138 amino acids. The transcript is spliced from 23 exons. The record is from RefSeq and is a predicted model, not a curated record.
UGCUGCUGAGCUGUUGUUGUGCUGCUGUUUGUUUGUGUUUGGUGCUGACAACAACAGCAGAGGACACACGAUGGAGGGUGCUGGCGAUGAGAGGGGCAGGAGCAGGGGGGAUGUGUCACCGCCCCCGCCGCAGUACAGCGUGCUGAGAGGGCUGAGACUGCCCGUGUCAGUGGACGAGGAGCAAAGUGACAGCGACAGCAUCAGCAGCGGUGCAACGGCCACUGUCACGGCCACUGCCACGACGACGAGCAGCGCAGACACGCCCCAUCAGCACCCGCCCUCGCCACCGCACCGGCGAAAGACACACCACGCGCUCGAGCGCGGGCGCAAGGUGGGUACUAUGGCACCGCCAGCACCGCGCCGCCACCACACGCACACAGAUCUCGGGCGCGUGUACCAGACCCCACGCGCCCUCAAGCCGCAGACAUCGCUGCCGGAGUUCACGGAGCGGUCGUCGCCGGUCAUCGCUCCCGGAGUGGACAGCGUGGGCGGACCAGACGGUGAUGACGCCACGGGUACACAGGAAGGUGAUCAGGACGACGACGUCUUCUACAGUACACUCACCGAUGACAACGCUGGCCAAGGGUCCUCUGAGCCUGCUCCUCCGCCGUUGCCGCGAAGAACCGUGACAGCCUCUCACGCGUCACCUGCAGCCAUGUCGCCAUCAUCCCGGCCAAGACACAAGCUCAUGUCCACAUCCACCGCGUCUCCACGCAGUAGCGGGGUGCCUGGACGCCGGCCGACCGGUGGCGGAGGCACGCUGGAGCCCGAGCUUGUGCCCAUGUGGCCGCGCGACACCUACUACGAGGACAUGGAUGAUCUCUACGAGCGGAUCGACGAAGACAGCAGCCCAAAUAACAACAGCAACAACGCGACAACUGCAGCCUCCUUUCAUGAGGUGCUCGAUCACGACUUGGUGCUGAUGCGGCCCGCCAACUCAACAGAGACGACACAGCGCAUGUCCAUGCUCAUCGCUGACAACACGUCGCGGUCGUCGCAUGGGAGCGCACCGCCGGUUCCAACGCGCCCGCCAUCCAUCCUGCACACGUCUGCAGCAGAUGCAGAGGGGUUGACGCUGAUCCCGAUUCCAAAGCCGCUCAUCAAACUCAACUCCAUGCGGCCAAUCCACCCGUCCCGGAGCGAGUUCAGCACGAAAUAUCUCUCCAGCACCCAUCUCGAGACAGGCGGCACCGUCGACUACAAGACCCCGCAGACGCUGACGUGGAAGAAGAAGUAUUGUGUGGUGGAUGACAGCUCCAUCACCAUUUACAAUUCAGUGAAACGUGAACGAGUCCUCCUCAAGCAGUCCUUGGAGAACCAAACGCAUGUAAGACGGUUGGGGCUGCACGACAAACGUCACCAAUUUGCCGUGCACGGACUUGGCUUCUCCAUCGUCUUCGGAACAGAGACACCACAAGAGGUGGAGGCGUGGGUGAGCGCCAUCGAAGCGACAAUCAAGCGGCUCAAGCGUCCAACGAGCACUUUCAAGGGCAAAAUCCAGGGAUGGUGCAUUAAGUGCAAGCACGGGUUCCGACGCAAGCGCUGGAUCGCCCUUGUGGGCUGCGUGAUCUUCUACAGCAAGGCGCCGUCACUCCUGCCGCUCGGGCGCAUUGAACUCAAUAUUGCCGACAUGCACACGUUCGAUCCCGAAGAAAACAGCGAUCCAGAGGACGAGGAGGGGGUGCGCCCAGAGUAUUCCCUGCAGAUCACAACGAAUCGCGCUGUCUACCACCUCAUCUUCCCCUCGAAGACGGAACGUGACAAGUGGGCGUUUUAUUGCGGAAAUGUUGUUGGCGUUCCGUUCGCAGGCAUUGGCACGCCCCUCGAACGCACAUUCCGCUCUGUUGCCUCGUCACAGUCGUCCAACUCGUCCCACGCCCUCUGGAAGAUCGACGAACGCCUGUCGUCGACGUACCCGCUGGCCGCUGCGCUGACGACGCUGCCGUCGCCCCAACUUGAGCAGCGCGCACUGCAGCUGUGGAAACAGAUUCAGCUCUUCACCAGCACACACCAGGAGGGCCCUGCCAUCGUGUACCACCUCAAGCUCGCACAGCAACUCAUGGCAGACGUGGUGAAAGAGCCAGAGCUACACGAUGAGCUGUUGUGUCAGCUGGUGAAGGCGACCAACACGACAGAAGCACCAACGUACCGUCAGCAUCAGGCGUGGCAGUUGCUCUGCCUUGCCGUCCCUUUUCAGCCACCAGCCAAGAUCGUGUAUCGGUUCCUGCGCGCGUAUCUCGAGGACGUGGCUGCCGACAGCGCCGAUGAGUUUUCGAGCAAGUUUGCCAAACACGUCCACCGUUCCCUUCUUCGCACCAUUGUCACCGGCGGGCGAACAGCACCGCCGUCGCUGCUUGAAGUUGAGAGCGCCGUGUGUCGACACCCGGGCGACUUUGCAUUUCCGAUGAGUGUCACUGUGUUCCUCAGCAACGACAACCACUAUCUCGCUGGGUUUGAUGCCGCCACCACAUUCAACGAACUUGUAUCCGAGGUCUGCGCGGCACUUGGCAUCCGACCACCAGAGGAGAGCGGGUUUGCGCUGUACAUGAACGACCCGACGGCGCCAGAUGACCCGAUAUCGCUGUGCACACGUCCGCGCCAAAACGUCUGCGAUGCCCUGCAUGAGUGGGAACGCCUCUUCUCCAUGGCGAGAAGCGGCCUCGUGUCAAUGGCGUGUCCAACCAUUUCCUUUCGCCGGCGAUUCUGGCUCGACGACGACGAAGUCUCAACCAAUGCCGCUGUUGUUGAGAACGUCCUCGUCUGUUACGAAAUCGCAGGCAGAAUCGCAGCGAACGCGUUCCCGCUGCCACCAGCGGACAGCGCGCGCAUCAUUGGACAGCUGGCGCAGAUUGAGUUUGGGGCGCUGGGCACCGAUGCAGAACGGAGGGCCGUGCUGCCAAUCAUCAAGGAGAGAUUCUACCCAACGGAGGAUUUCAGUGGCUUUCUGGACACAACUGCCGGUUCAAAGAGCGACGUGGAUGUGGACGACAUUGUGCUGUCCACAUGGAGAAAUUCCGAGGGUUUGGACAGCGGAAGCCUUUCGAUCUCCAUCCUCAAGAUUGCGUCCCAGUGGAAGUUCAUGGCGUCGACGGUGCUUCCCGCCGACCUGCACCCGAGCCACCUCACACCGCACACGCAGCCGGUCUGGCUUGCCAUCAACAGGCGCGGUGUGCACGUGCUCAGCUCCCGCUUUGAGGAGAUGGAGGCCAUCCCAUACGCCGCACUCAAGUCGUUUGGCCCAUCGGGAGACGAAUUCCGUCUGAUGUUCGCGCCAGCAAGUGAACCGCAACGAACACACACCCUCUCCGAGUGCACGCGCAACACUCUUCGCGGCAACACUGUCCUCCUUUUCUCCAUGCCACAGGAGGUUGAGGCGACGCUGACAAUUGCCGGUUACAUCAACGCCAUUGUCACCGCGCACGGCGUGACGUGUGCUGAAGCGUCCAUCUCACAACUCGUGCACUCGGAGGAUGCACCGCCCUCAUGAACACACACACACAGUGCAUGGAAUGUAGAUGGCUGUUUCCGUUGUGCUUUCUAGCUUGGUGUGUCAACAGGGGUUUCUCCAUGAUGUCACACGUUACGCAUGCACGUGCAUGUCAGUGAUGUCAGUGAUGUUGUGGUUGGUGAUGGGCGGAGCUCGAAAUGCUGCGUGGCGCUGUUUUUUUUCCGUAUCAUUCGCUCGAUAAAGUCACAUGGAAAGCA